Molecule: messenger RNA, 2045 nt
Organism: Aedes aegypti (yellow fever mosquito)
Lineage: Eukaryota; Metazoa; Arthropoda; Insecta; Diptera; Culicidae
Gene: car
Product: vacuolar protein sorting-associated protein 33A
Exons: 4
Coding region: 184-1983 (599 amino acids)
Biological process (GO): intracellular protein transport; vesicle-mediated transport
Cellular component (GO): CORVET complex; lysosome
Source: RefSeq, a predicted model, not a curated record
UGCUUAGCUGCUGCUGCAAAAUGGGUGGCACGCCAAGUAAGCCCAAUGUGGGCGUUCUUCUUCUGCUGUCACAACAAACCUCUUAUCAAAAACCAAAACAAAUCAAUUUUUGUGAUUCAUCGCUGCAUUCCACCUCAAAAAAGUUGUAAUUGGGGUAAAUUUGCUUGAAAUACACGACUUACAAUGUUCAAUCAUUUAACUGGUGGGCGAGCAAACGUGCAACUACUGCAGGAAGCUGCAGUACGCGAACUCGUUGAAAUUCUAGAUCGCUGCGAAGGAACUAAGGCCAUCGUUUGGGAUGAAUCUCUGGGUGGACCGGUGGGACUGGUGGCCCGGUACACCUUUCUCAAGGAACAUCAUGUUACGAAGAUGUACGCUCUCCGGCCGGAACCUUGGACCGAUAUUGAUGUCAAGAACAUCAUCUUCAUCACUAGACCUAAUCAAACGCUGAUGGAUUAUAUUGCAAAUAACAUCCAUGAGGAGGAGCGCAAAAAGAAAAUAUCACGGAAGGAAUACUACCUGUACUUUGUUCCCAAGAAAUCGUUCCUAUGUGAAAAGCGACUCCAAGUGAAGGGCGUUCUGGGGAGCCUGGCGCACAUCGGGGAGUUUAAAUGUGACUUUUUCCCAUUCGAUAACGAUCUGCUGUCGAUGGAGCUUAAGGACGCCUACAGGGACUUGUAUCUGGAUCGCGAUACUUCCUGUUUGCAUCAAUCUGCCUGCGCCCUCAUGGCGUUGCAAAAGCUUUACGGUCGCAUUCCCAAGGUCUAUGGCAUUGGCAGUUGUGCCCAACGUGUGUGGGAGCUCACCAAAACUAUGAUGAGCGAAGAGCAGGCCGUACCCAAUAUCGACAAAGGGGUAGUCGAUCAAAUGAUCAUCCUCGAUCGCUCAACUGACCUGAUGAGUGUCCUCGCGACACAACUCACCUACGAAGGUCUGAUCGACGAAAUAUUCGGCAUCAACAACACAACGGUUAAUCUUCCGUCCGAAAAGUUCAAUUCCGGAGAAGGAUUCUCCAUGGAAAAGAACACCGAGAAAAGCCAGUUCAUAUUGAACUCCAAGGAACAGCUUUAUGCAGAGCUUCGGGAUAAGCACUUUAAUGCCGUGGGAGCUGUGCUUUCACGACUGGCCAAAUCGAUCCGCUUGAGAGCGAACGAAAAUCACGGAGAGAAAUCCAUUCAAGAGUUGAAGAAAUUCGUAGAAAGCUUACCGCACAUCAAAGCGAACGAGCAAUCUCUAGCCACCCAUACAAAAAUUGCGGAACUAGUUAAGGACGUCAUUUCGUCGGAUAGCUUCCUAGAUGAACUCGGAUGCGAGCAAGAAUUUAUGAUGUGCUCUGACGUGGACAAACCGAAUCCUUUCAUUGAAGAUCUUAUAGCAAAGCAAGCCCCCCUACGAAAUGUCCUUCGUCUCAUGUGCAUGCAAUCCAUAGCAGGUUCCGGCUUAAAGCCCAAAGUACUGGACUAUUACAAGCGAGAGCUCGUACAAGUGUACGGCCUGCAAGUUCUACUUACAAUCGGAAACCUUGAGAAAGCUGGCUUGCUAAAAUCACAAACAGGAACCAGAACAUACGCCGUUCUCCGGAAAACACUGAACCUCACCGCCGAACAUCCCGAGGAAGUGUCCCCAAAGGACAUCACGUACGUCCACAGCGUUUAUGCUCCGCUAUCCAUACGUAUCGUUGAGCAACAUCUGAAGCCGAACGGUUGGCAAAUCCUGACCGAAAUCCUCCCGGGGCCAACUUUCGAAGACUACCAACCGACAACAGCGCUCACCAGUCGGCGAGGAUCGUUCACGUCGGAGAUUUCCCAGUCGGACAUUCCCCGGGUCAUUGUGGUGUUCUUCAUCGGUGGAUGCACGUUUGCCGAGAUUUCCGCGCUGCGUUUUCUCACGCAGCAGGACGAGAACAAUGUGGAAUUUCUCGUGUGCACCACGAAGCUGAUCAAUAAGAAUAGUUUCUUGGAUGCAUUUAUCGAAAAGUACUGAUAAACUUAUGAAACCGUUAUUAUUGUUAAGUGAUUCUCAAUAUAUUCCAUUUCUAAACUAAA